AUGGGGACCCUCCCCGCCGACCUCCGGACAGGGCAGAGCCCCGCUGCCUGGGGGCCGCCGGCCCGGGCCCCCUCCUCCACGGGAGACCCUUCUACGGGGCUGCAGGCAUCGAGAAAGGCUGCAAGGCCGAGUGCCACGCAAUGCCCGCUGCCUGCCGCCCCUCGGCCAAAGCCCCACUGCUGGCAUCCCCCCCCCCUGGGCAGCCCCCUGCUGCCAGAGCCCCCUCCUCUGGCUAGGAGCAAGAGCAAGAAGCGGAGGAACAGGACGACCUUCAGCACCUUUCAGCUGGAGGAGCUGGAAAAGGUCUUCCAGAAGACUCAUUACCCCGACGUGUUUGCCCGCGAGCAGCUGGCGCUGCGCACAGAGCUGACCGAGGCCAGGGUGCAGGUCUGGUUCCAGAACCGAAGGGCCAAGUGGAGGAAACGGGAGCGCUAUGGGAAAAUCCAGGGGGUGAGAACCCCCCCCCCCCCGUUGCACCCCCCAUCACCGCGCUCCACCCCACGCCCUGCACUGCAGAACAACCUGUGGCCGAGCUCUGGCAGCCCUGCAGGGCCCUGCCUCAUGCCCCCCGACAGCGUGCCAUCGCCGUGCGUGUCUCCGUAUCCCCACACUCACAGCAACAUCACCAGCUUCGUGGGCAUCCCUGCUUCUCCCGGCCACCCCCCCGGCAUCAACAGCCUCUACUCCCUGCACGGCCUCACCCCCCCGAGCCUCAGUGCCCCCCAGUUUGAGUCGCAACCAUCAGAGAAUGACUACAAACCUCCCACCCUGGUGACGCUGCGGAUGAAAGCCAAGGAGCCGGGCAGCCUGCUGGGCUGGGCCACGUAA
This is a messenger RNA of Lagopus leucura (white-tailed ptarmigan), 828 nucleotides long. It is a transcript of the gene ALX3, whose product is annotated as ALX homeobox 3. The coding region runs from base 1 to 828 and encodes 275 amino acids. Gene Ontology annotation, molecular function: RNA polymerase II transcription regulatory region sequence-specific DNA binding; DNA-binding transcription factor activity, RNA polymerase II-specific. Gene Ontology annotation, biological process: regulation of transcription by RNA polymerase II. The transcript is spliced from 4 exons. The record is from RefSeq and is a predicted model, not a curated record. NCBI's taxonomy places the organism in Eukaryota, Metazoa, Chordata, Aves, Galliformes, Phasianidae.